Molecule: messenger RNA, 963 nt
Organism: Laccaria bicolor S238N-H82
Lineage: Eukaryota; Fungi; Basidiomycota; Agaricomycetes; Agaricales; Hydnangiaceae
Exons: 8
Coding region: 1-963 (320 amino acids)
Molecular function (GO): oxidoreductase activity; FMN binding
Source: RefSeq, a predicted model, not a curated record
AUGCGUCCCUCCCGAGAGCGACAGUCCAUGACUGCAUCUGGCGCUAAUGGUUUUGACAAUGGCCCUCACCAAUACAAAUCCAAUUCGAACGCAAGAUGUCUUCCCCAGCAAGCCUUUUUCACGCCUCUUCAGAUUGGUAACCUCACCAUCUCCCACCGCAUCGAGAUUUCCGCCCUCACGACUGACAGUGGUAUCCCCACAGAGCUCAUGGCCGAGUAUCAUGCUCGCCGCGCUGCUGGGGGCGCCGGGUUAAUCAUCCCACAGGGCACCCCGAUCAUCCCCAAGCACGGAAUGGCCCGACGCACCUGGGAUGUGUGUCCGAGAACAGUUGGAAGGCUGGAAGUAACUGCACCGCGAGGGUGGUUACAUAUUUCCGCAGUUGUGGCACGCCCCUGGGGGGCACUUCCAGCUGAAACCAUCACGAUCCUGCAUCGUCCUGGUCUUGGUGAAUGUCUGUCCACAUUCCUGCUUACUCUUGUGACCUACAUCUACCUCUGCGUCGUCUACAUCCUCAUUCCAACAUUCAUCACAACACUCCCUCAACCAUGUAGGACUGCUGUUGCACUCUCAUGGGCUCUCUGUCAGCUACUUUUCUGCGUGGGGAUAUGUCUCCUAUUUCCAGAAGCAUCCCCGACAGAGGUUGAAACUAUGGUGUUCGCGUUGUACACAUCCAGCAUUAUCUUUGCUUACUGGACAAUGGGGCUCGCUGGCCCCAUUCCGAUCAUCGGCGCUGUCCUCUUUUUUGGUGUCAUGGGCUACAUCACAAUCAUAAAUCCUUUUUUCUGUUCAACUUUCAUGCAACAUGGGCAGCAUCAAUUCUCGACGAAGGAGGGGGCAGCAAUGACAGAGGGAAACGCUCUGGAUGUAGAGAGUUGGCCUCAAAGACACGUGGCAGAUGACAUCGCUCCAUACUCAGUCUACCAGGAUGAUAGAGUUAAUUUGGGCAUUUUCAUUUUCAUGUAG